AUGUCGUCGUCUCAAGCUGAUAGAGGAGAUAAUACCCUACCAGACGCGCCACCCAUUGACGGCGAAGAAGCAAGCGAUGAAUCACCAGCGACACUUGUCGAUAAUGGAGGCCGAAAGGCAGACGUAAAGCUAGAGGAUCUAUUCAAUGAUGAUGACGACUCAGAUGACGAGUUCCGAAGCUCGAGCAAUGAUACUGGCAAAGUCGAGAGCAGCCCACCGGCUGCCCCCAUUCAAGCCGUACCCUCUGCAAAGUACACAGACCCCGAAAUAAUGCUAGCCUUCUAUCAACGAUUGUUCCCCUUUCGAUAUCUCUUCCAAUGGCUCAACCACUCAAUCAAACCCUCCAACGACUUCGCACACCGCGAAUUCGCCUUCACACUCCAGAACGACGCAUACCUCCGCUACCAAAGCUUUCCAACCGGUGAUCUCCUCCGCAAACAAGUCCUUCAACUAAACCCCUCCCGCUUCGAAAUAGGCCCCAUCUACAGCACCAACCCGCGCGACCGCAAAACCCUCCGCAAAUCCACCGCCUUCCGACCCAUCGCUAAAGAACUUGUCUUCGAUCUCGACCUCACAGACUAUGACUCCAUCCGUACCUGCUGCACCAAAGCCAACAUCUGCCACAAAUGCUGGACCUUCGUCAGUAUGGCCGUCAAAUGCGUCGACGCCAGCCUCCGCGCCGACUUCGGCUUCCAGCACAUUAUGUGGGUUUAUUCCGGCCGCCGAGGCGCACACGCCUGGAUCUCCGAUAAGCGGGCGCGGAACAUGGACGAUGCGCGGCGCAGAGCACUAGCCGGCUAUCUCGAAGUGAUCAAAGGCGGGGACCAGUCGGGCAAGAAAGUCAACGUCAAACGGCCUUUGCACCCGCAUCUCGCACGAAGUCUCGACAUCCUGAAAGAAUAUUUCGCCACUGCCAUCCUUGAGGACCAAGACCCCUUCGCCACUCACGAGGGCGCAGAACGCCUCCUCAAUCUCCUCCCCGACAGGUCUCUCACGGAUGCGUUGCGGAAGAAAUGGGCGGCCUCCCCGCACCGCUCGAGCACGUAUAAAUGGUCGGACAUCGACAGCGUGGCGAAAUCUGGUGCUUCGAAAAGUCUAGACGGGAAGGCGCUGCUGGAGGCGAAACAGGAUAUUGUGCUCGAGUACACGUAUCCGAGGUUGGAUGUGGAGGUCAGUAAGAAGCAGAUUCAUUUGUUGAAGAGCCCGUUUGUGGUGCAUCCUGGGACCGGGAAGGUAUGCGUGCCGAUUGAUUUGGAGAAGGUGGAGAAAUUUGAUCCGUUGGGAGUGCCCACGGUGACAGAGUUAUUAGGCGAGAUUGAUGAAUUUGGUCAGGGGAUGGCAGGGGGUGAGGAAGAGGGGGUUGCGGGGAAGAAGGUGGCGGAUUAUGAGAAGACGAGUUUGAAGCCUUACGUGGAGUAUUUCAAGCGGCAUGUGGGGGAAUUGCUCAAGGCAGAGCAGGGAGGUGUGAAGAGGGAAAGGGAAGAGGAUGGCAUGGAGUUUUAA
Molecule: messenger RNA, 1503 nt
Organism: Bacidia gigantensis
Lineage: Eukaryota; Fungi; Ascomycota; Lecanoromycetes; Lecanorales; Ramalinaceae
Exons: 3
Coding region: 1-1503 (500 amino acids)
Biological process (GO): DNA replication, synthesis of primer
Cellular component (GO): alpha DNA polymerase:primase complex
Source: RefSeq, a predicted model, not a curated record